This is a messenger RNA of Chenopodium quinoa (quinoa), 3434 nucleotides long. Its product is annotated as katanin p80 WD40 repeat-containing subunit B1 homolog. Bases 584 to 3046 code for a protein of 820 amino acids. The record is from RefSeq and is a predicted model, not a curated record. Lineage: Eukaryota; Viridiplantae; Streptophyta; Magnoliopsida; Caryophyllales; Amaranthaceae. Gene Ontology annotation, molecular function: microtubule binding. The transcript is spliced from 18 exons. Gene Ontology annotation, biological process: microtubule severing; microtubule depolymerization. Gene Ontology annotation, cellular component: katanin complex.
GAAUCUAUAUUUUCACCUUUUUCUUUCCUCAAUAUACCACUUAAUUCUAGUACGGAAAAUACAUGUCUUGUCCACAAUGUCAAAUAUCGAAUGAUGUGACUCUUAUAUCUUUCCCGAUCUAUUGUAAAUAUCUAAGUAGAUUUAAGAUUAAAAUAACACAAAACAGAAACCAAAACGGGAAAACAUAUUUUAUACUAGAAAAAAAUUUCUUUCUUAUAGAGUGUAAUGUAUCCUAAAAUGGUAAGAAAUAGACAAAAAGUAGAAAAAUAUUUGUAAGAAAUACAAAAAAAAAACCUUGAUGACACUAAAAAUAAAAUACUCCCAAUUUCCACUAACUUACCGUAUUACCGCGUCUAAUAUCACUCCUUCCAAAAUCCAAGUAAUCCCUUCUUUCUCUCUCCUCCCUCUCUCUCUGAAACUUUCUUCUUCACUGCUGUUCAUUCUUCUAAUCCUUCAAAUUAUUCACUAAAUUCUCAAUUUCCCAAAAAACCCAGAAUUUUUCUGCUGUCUUAUCUUGCACACAAAGUACCCUUUUCUUCUCAAACCAAAAAUCUAACUUCCUAAAUUCUCAUUUUCGCUUUUAAUGGCGAAACGUGCUUACAAGCUCCAGGAAUUUGCGGCACACUCAGCAAAUGUGAAUUGUCUUAGGAUUGGGAAGAAAGCAUGUCGCCUUCUUCUGACGGGUGGAGAUGAUCACAAAGUUAACUUGUGGUCAAUUGGCAAACCAACUUCUUUGAUGAGCCUAUGUGGUCAUACCACUCCAGUAGAAAGCUUGUCCUUCGAUUCAACAGAAGUGUUGGUGCUUGGUGGAGCUUCUUCUGGUACAGUGAAGUUGUGGGAUCUAGAAGAGGCGAAAAUGGUUCGAACUCUUACUGGUCAUAGAUCCAAUUGCACUUCUGUUGAAUUCCACCCAUUUGGAGAAUUUUUUGCAUCUGGUUCAGCAGACACUGACCUAAAGAUCUGGGAUAUAAGAAAGAAAGGAUGUAUUCACACAUAUAAGGGCCACAAUCUUGGGAUCAAUGCUAUAAAAUUCACACCUGAUGGUCGAUGGGUUGUUUCUGGUGGAUCUGAUAAUGUUGUAAAGGUCUGGGAUUUGACUGCUGGAAAGUUGUUGCAUGAUUUCAAGUUUCAUGAUGGUUCCAUCACAUCCUUAGACUUCCACCCACUUGAGUUUCUUCUUGCCACAGGUUCAGCGGAUAGAACUGUUAAAUUCUGGGAUUUGGAAACUUUUGAAAUGAUUGGAUCUGCCAGGGCUGAGGCUGCAGGAGUGCGUGCUUUAACCUUUCAUCCUGAUGGGAGGACUCUCUUUUCUGGAUAUGACAAUAACCUGAAGGUUUAUUCAUGGGAGCCUGUAAUUUGUCAUGACUCCGUUGACAUGGGAUGGUCGACACUUGGUGAUCUCUGUAUUCAUGAAGGAAAGGUCAUAGGUUGCUCUUACUAUCGGAACUCCAUUGGUGUUUGGGUGGCUGAUCUCGCACGUGUUCAGCCAUAUGGGAUUGAUGAUUCUGGCGCACCUCAUGAGAGAAUCCCUGUUGAGUUUAAGGCUGAUAUACGAGAAAGUCAGUCUCCUGAAGUAAUGUCAGCUGUUGGGUCCUCUGUCAGCUCUCGUUCCACAUCCCCAGAUGUUGACGCUAAAGAAAUUAAGAAUAUAUAUGUGGACUAUGAAAAGCCAAUCAGUUCUCGCAAAACACGCUUACGUAAUACAUCUAAAGCAAUGUCAUCUGAUGUGAAGGAAACCCCCAAGUUAUCAUCUAAAAAACAAAGUACACCUACUGCUACUUCAGGAAAAUCUAAUGUUCAAGCUGGUGGUAGAUCUUUUGUUGCCCCAACCUUUGUUCCUAGAGACAGUUCAGGUGGCAAAAGUUUUUCCAAUUCUAGAAGAGAGUCAAUUACUCCUGCAAAGCCUGUAAGUGGGGGGUCAAUUAAGGCUCUGCACAUAAGAAAGUCAUCCAGGAGCAAAUUUGAUGUUGAUGCUGCAGAUCCAAAUUUUCUAGAUAGGCAUGUUCUGGAGAUGGGAGCUAGAGAUAGCUCUGGUGGAAAAAGUCUUGCCAAUUCUAGAAGAGAGUCAAUGACACCUGCGAAGCCUGGACAGGCUACGCACAUAAAGAAGUCAUCCAUUAGCAAAUAUGAUAUUGAUAAUGCAGAUCCAACUUUCCUUGAUAGGCCUGUACUGGGAGUGGGAUCUAGGGAUUUACAUGAAGACAGAAAUCCCACUCCUGAAAAUUUUGAAGAGCAGUUUGAAGAAAAUCCAUCUACUCCAAUACAUACUAACCUGCAGAGUGUAUCUGGCGACUCAUUUGACUGUAAAGAGGUGCCAAAUAUAAAAGUUGCAGAUGGAGCUGUGGCAGUUUCUCUUGGAAGGACACGUUCUCUUGUUGAGAAAUUUGAAAAAAGGGGAAAAUAUUGCGGCGGUGAAGAUCAAACGAUCAGUGUAUCCCCUGAGGUCAUUUCUGAUAGGAUUAACAGCUCUGCCAUGCUAAAAGAAGAACCUCAAGUUUCUGGUAGAGAAUCAGCCUCAGCAAGUGAUGCAUAUUUUGUUGAAGAUCUUAUGCAGAAUCAUGAUGCUCUUCUGAAUGGUCUUCGUUCUCGCCUUAAAAAGUUACAGAUGGUGCGGCAUUUGUGGGAACGAAAUGACAUAAAAGGUGCCAUUACAUCACUGAAGAAGUUACCUGAUCAUUCCGUCCAGGCUGAUGUGAUUAGCGUUUUCAUGGAGAAGAUGGAUAUCGUUACCAUGGACUUGUUCUCCUGUAUGCUACCUAUAUUGGUGGGUCUCCUGGACAGCAAGUUGGAAAGGCAUGCAAAAAUGUCUUUGGAAUUGUUGCUCAAACUUGUUGCCUUUUUGGGACCUACAAUUCGCUCAACCAUCUCAGCACCUCCUUCUGUGGGUGUUGAUCUUCAUCAAGAAGAAAGGAUUGCGUGCUGCAAACAGUGUUUUGUCCAGCUGCAGCAGAUACAAGGACUUCUUCCUACACUGUCCAGGAAGAGUGAAUCACUUGCCAGAUCAGCUUUGGAAUUGAAUCUAGUUCUUCAAGAUCACAGCAUAUAAUUCUUGCGACAACAUUUUGGGAACAGUGAGGAAGGGUUUUGUUUCCUUAUCGCGGGAGAUUUUGACGAUUCUAAACUCUGAAGUGCUGAUUUUAGCUUUUCUUCCAUCGCCUGUUAAUAUCUCCGGGUAGCCAAACGUCAAGAAUCAGUGCCAUAAACUACCAAUUAGUCGUACCCUUGUAUCAUUCUCAGUCCAUCAAAAGGAUGCGCAAGCUUUUCAUUCAAUGCCAUUCUUUUUAGAUGGGCGCUGUCCCUUUAGUUCUAGCUCUAAAUCUUUGUCAUGUAACUGUCUGUGCACCUGAUGUAUGUAUCCUACUCUUCAUAUUCAAUGAAAAAAAAAAACGCCCAGAUUUUUUAUGCUGGGCCAUUCUUAAGAUUUGUGAGAAUCC